Molecule: messenger RNA, 3091 nt
Organism: Aplysia californica (California sea hare)
Lineage: Eukaryota; Metazoa; Mollusca; Gastropoda; Aplysiida; Aplysiidae
Source: RefSeq, a predicted model, not a curated record
AAUUACCAUGCCACUUCAAAUUUCUCUUUGCAGGGAUUACAAUUUUUUUUUCUAGUAUAUUGCACAGAAAUUUCGAGAACCUGUGACGCCAAAGUGGCCCCUUCCACUGUAAGGAUGGCUCGGGUCACGACCCUCCUUUUGCUCCUGUGGCUGAUUGCGGGCUCAGAGAAGGCACACGUCUCUGAUCUGCCUUUCUGCCAAGUGACACCUCAUUUGUGCAGAGCCAAUGAGAUUUGCAGCAACAACUGGCCUAAUAAUUAUGAAGAGAACCUCUGCUAUCAAAAGUACUUUCUGAGAUAUGACAUUGCCAAGGCGUACAACUCCAGUGAUGAUGAAGAGAUUAAGGGAGCUGUCAUGAUGCAUUUGCAACAAUUUGUUGCUUUCCCUGCAGUUGGUGAUGUGUUUGUUGAGGCUAACCUGUUUGGUGAAACAAUGGCGGUUGUCAAUGUCUCUGACACAUCCAUGAUGGGUUCAUCUAUUCUUACCAACCUGGAAGAUUACAUUGUGCACAAUUUCUACCAAAAUAAUGAGACUCUACACAUCCAAAAUGCUUUCUAUGAUGUGAGUUCUGUGAAACUGUUUGACGAUGAGGACAAAGCCAGUGACGACUCCUAUGCUUUGGUGCUGUCCCAGUACUGCUUGAGGUAUAGACCCUGUGGGUAUUCUGACCAGUUUGUCUGUGUACCUGAGACGUUUGGGUAUACUUGUGCAGAAUCCUGUUCUUAUGGCUACUACAGCUCCAACAGGCAAUGUGUCCAGUGUGCCACAGGGACGACAACUCUUUUGAAAGGAGCCACUUCAGCUGAUCAGUGUGUCUUGGACUGCCAAGAUGGCGAGGAUUUCCGUCUUCAGAGCCAGAUGUGUCAAGCUUGUCCAAGUCAGCAGUACAAAGGUCCAGGACAGAGCCGCUGCUCUGUGUGUCCAUAUCAAGGUGGAACAGACACCACCUGUGCUCCAGGACCGCUGAGAGAGGUGGUCAAUGGUCGAGUGGACAUCUCGGUGAAGCUGGAGCUUACUUCAUUAUCCUGUGAGAUCCAAGACACAACCCAAUACAGCCGAGACAAAGCUUUGACCUCGCUGAUCAGAUAUUUAUUCCUGGGCAGUGUCUACUCCACAGCAAGUUACGGCGCCCCUUAUUACAACCCUUCCCAGCCUCCCCAUAAGGGUCUGUGUAUGCCCGACUUCAUAUGUUCCAACAUUCGAGCCACUGCGGCUGUGGGUCAGCUUUGUGAAAUGGACACAUCCUGCACUGAUCCAGCCCACUGUGGCCGGUUCCGUUCCACUUUGGAUGUCACAGUCUACAAUGCCUGGGAACUCACCACAAACCCCACCAAUGGUCAAAACUACACUACAGUGGAGCAAGUGUUACAUAUCCUUUCUAAUGGCAGCAACCUGAACCAAAUUAUAUCUAUGCAUAAUUAUGUGAUAUCCCCUUUGACUCCCGCAACUGUCACACCAAUUGACUACUCAGAGAGAGUACUGUUUGGGUCGGUAGUCAUCAAUGACACGUAUGAUGACCCUAUGGGGGUCCAUGGACACGAAUUUUCGGAAAUGAAGAGUGAAAUGGGCAUUGUGGCUGAAGACAGGUUUCAACUCAUUGAAGGUUUUUUGUACCCCGAAUUCAACAGUAUUGGGAACUUUUUCUAUGGCUUUGAGAAGCUUGUUCAGUUCAACUUCACUAUGGUCUUUGGAGUGUCAGUGGAUGGUGUGGUUGAUCAAGUGGCUGAGCUGAUGGUCAAAUCUCAUCAACUGACUGCUGGAGACUUUGGUCGCUACAACUUCAUUGGGCCUAUGUCCUUGUACACAACCGAAGAGAAUAUGAAGAAUGGAAUUCAGGCUGUAUCCUGGUGUGAUGUCUUCCAUGGUCUUGGGUUUGAUCCCUGUCAAAAUGGUGGCACCUGUACUGAAGAAAACGUCUUCUACGCAUGCGGAGAUGCUCCCAACUCUACUGUGACAUAUUUCAUCGCUUUUAAGCUGAACACAACGUACACUUCAAAUGACGAGAAUCUCCUGGAGAAUGUGAGAGUGCAGGUGGACACAGGUCUCAACUCUGGAGGUUUCUUGUACACCGUGCAGGGAAUUGGUGUCAUGGACUAUUAUGGCUACGAAACUAGCGUGGUCUUGUCAGUCACUACAGAUGUACAAUUCUUGGGUCAACUGGAAGAAUUCUUGGUCCUAUCUACCAAAGUUCAAGAAAUGGUCGCUGUAGACAGUUCAGGCAACAUGAGUGGUGUCACGUCUGCCAAUCUGUUCCUCUCGCAGGUGGAUGCAGAGGGUUAUUACAACGCACUGGAUAUGCAUGUGUGUCCUAAAUUGUCUGAGGAGCUGUGUGGUGCACACAUGGAAUGCUCCACCAUGGGAGGCACCGACUUCUACUGCAACCCCAAGAACGUCAUAUACUACUUAAGACUGGAGUUUGCCAUUCCAUACUCUGAGAAUUCCACAACACAAUCUUAUGACGUUCAGUCACAGAUGGAGCAAGCCUUGGUGUAUGAGCACUUUAUCUCUCUGUACUCCUCAAACUCUUUUCCGCUAGGAGCAGGUGGUGAAUCCACUGCAAUGAUUUUCUAUCUCCAAGUGUAUGAUGCAAGAGAAACUGACAAGGUUUUUCAAUCCAUUGCUGAGCUGGUCGCGGCUGGAAAUUUGGAAGUGUCUACUGGGAACGGGAUAGUGCACAGCCCAGCUAGAAUGGAAGUCUAUGAGAGCGAGUAUGAUGCUCAAACUGACAUGUCUCCACUAGACCUUGACGUUUGCAAGUGGUCCACAGUUCUGUGUGGAGAUGCAACUUGCGAAAGCGGCCAUGGAUUUGCCUUCACUUGUGGAAAUUCUACCAAUACAACAGUCUCGAAUUUCACUACCACAGACAGCUGGAACAAUUUCACUACCACAAACAGCUAUAACAAUUUCACUACCACAGACAGCUGGAACAGUUCCAGUAGCACACCCAACCCAAGCAAUUUCACUACCACAGACAGCUGGAACAAUUUCACUACCACAGACAGCUGGAACAAUUUCACUACCACAAACAGCUAUAACAGUUCCAGUAGCACACCCAACCCAAGCAAUUUCACUACCACAGACAGCUGGAACA